Molecule: messenger RNA, 1668 nt
Organism: Penicillium diatomitis
Lineage: Eukaryota; Fungi; Ascomycota; Eurotiomycetes; Eurotiales; Aspergillaceae
Product: MDR family MFS transporter
Exons: 4
Coding region: 1-1668 (555 amino acids)
Biological process (GO): transmembrane transport
Molecular function (GO): transmembrane transporter activity
Source: RefSeq, a predicted model, not a curated record
AUGGCAGAGACGCCUCAACGACAAAGCAAGCAUGUUCAUGAAGAUGCCGUGCUCACUGACGACGAUACAGAGGGGAAGACUGUGAUCUCGGUCAGUGAGACCGACGUGGAUGGGGGAGACCCAAAACAGCAAUAUCCAUCAACGUGGCAGCUUGUGCCUAUACUCAUUGGAAUCUGUCUGCAAUCUAUCUGCAUUGCCCUGGAUAACACUAUUCUGUCCACGGCCACCCCCAAGAUCACCGAGCAAUUCAAUUCCCUGGAAGAUCUGUCUUGGUAUGCAAGUGCAUAUCUUCUGACAACCUGCGCCGUGACCUUGCCAUUUGGUCGAGUGUACACUUUUUUCUCCACCAAAUGGACGUACCUGUUCGCCUUGACCUUGUUUGAAGUCGGAUCGCUAGUAUGUGCGUCCACGCCGACUUCAAAGGGCCUCAUUCUAGGUAGAGCAAUUGCAGGGAUCGGAUCGGGGGGAAUGUCGCCUGGUGCAUUGCUAGUUUUGUCCGAGAGUGUGCCGCUCCAUCGCCGUGCCCUUUACUUUUCGAUCAUUGGAAGUGUUAGCGGUAUCGCUACAAUCACUGGGCCUAUACUAGGAGGACUUUUGACCGACCGCGCCAGUUGGAGAUGGUGCUUUUGGUUGAACUUACCCGUAGGGGCCAUCACCGGACUCUUCAUCCUUGUGUUCUUCAAGGAUAGGAUACAAUCUCAAAGUGCACCAUCGGGAUAUCUGAAGAGAAUUCAGAAGAUGGAUCCCCUUGGUCUUGCAACUUUACUGCCCGCGGUCGUUUCGCUCUUAUUGACCCUUCAGUGGGGUGGAACACAGUUCUCGUGGACACAUCCAAAAAUCAUUGCGCUGUUGGUAAUAUUUGCUGUAUCUGGCGCAUCUUGGUGCGCGAUACAAAUCUGGAAACAAGACGAAGCCACUGUUCCACCUCGUCUACUGAAGAAUCGAAAUGUCCUUGGGGCGGUGAUACACGCGAUGUUCCUUGGCGGCUCCUUUUUCGUUUUUGGUUAUUAUCUCCCCAUAUGGUUCCAAGCUGUACAACAAGUCUCAGCCAUCCAGUCUGGCAUCAAUAACUUACCCACUGUCAUCACCAUGAUCGUCUGCUCUACGUUUAGUGGUCUACUCGUCAACAUGAUCGGCUACUACACCCCACUCAUGUUUCUCGGAAGCGCCUUUUUGACCAUUGGGUUCGGUCUAUGUACAACAUUUCACGUCCACACGAAUUACGGCGCCUGGAUUGGCUACCAAGUUAUCAUUGGAAUUGGAGCUGGGGUAGGAUUCCAGCAGUGCUACAACGCCCUCCAAACUGUUCUCUCGUCAACAGAUUUACCAGUGGGCAUCUCCAUCAUCACAUUCUCGCAGAGCCUGAGCGGGGCUCUCUUCGUGUCUAUUGCCCAGAAUGUUUUCCAGAACCGCCUCGUCCUCAACUUGACUCGGUACGCAUCGUCAAUUGACCCCGCGGUCGUCGUCCAAGCUGGGGCGUCGAAUCUUGCAGGCAAGAUUCCUCGUUCACUGCUGCCUUCUGUGCUGGCUGCGUACAAUCUCGCGGUGACUCAAACUUUCUUUGUCUGCGUGGCAAUGGCUCUGGUCUCGUUUCUGGCAGCCUGCCUGGUUGAGUGGAAAUCAAUGAAGAAGGCGGCAAACAUCUUGGAUCUUGAAAAGUCGACGUGA